Pseudomyrmex gracilis is the source of this 2859-nucleotide messenger RNA. RefSeq names its product ATP-dependent DNA helicase DDX11. The record is from RefSeq and is a predicted model, not a curated record. The transcript is spliced from 9 exons. NCBI's taxonomy places the organism in Eukaryota, Metazoa, Arthropoda, Insecta, Hymenoptera, Formicidae. The coding region runs from base 183 to 2774 and encodes 863 amino acids. Gene Ontology annotation, cellular component: nucleus. Gene Ontology annotation, biological process: nucleobase-containing compound metabolic process; establishment of sister chromatid cohesion. Gene Ontology annotation, molecular function: hydrolase activity, acting on acid anhydrides, in phosphorus-containing anhydrides; DNA helicase activity; ATP binding.
UGUCGCACGUGCAUUCAUUGGCGGCAAUUCGCGGAAAAACUGAAAAGUGCAAAACGCAAAGUAGAGUUUUUUAAAACUAUGCCGUGAGGAAAACGCGUUACGGUUUUUGUGAUUUGCACGUGUCGUUAGUCACCUUGAUGAUUGAUUUGUUCUGAAUUUUGAUUCGGUGAGCGACGCAAAAAAUGGAAACUCCACAGGAAUUUCCAUUUCCUUUUCCAGCCUACGAAAUACAAAAGCAAUUUAUGAAAGAACUCUACGAGUGUUUGGAAAAUGGGAAAUUGGGUCUGUUUGAGAGCCCUACCGGUACCGGAAAAUCUUUAUCUAUUAUUUGCGGUGCUCUCAAAUGGUUGAUCGAUCAUGAGAAAUGGGAGAAGCAAAAAUUGUUGUCCGCAAUCGAAGAAAUAGAUGAAAAACUAAAAAAUUGCAACAUUUCAUCUGACAAUUGGUUUGCGGAGCAAACCGAACAGAUUGAACUAAAUGCCGAAAAACAACCUUUACAAUCUAAAUUAAAUGCGCUUGUUGAUUACGAAGGUGAAAAGGAGAAAUUCAAGAAGUUGAUUGAGUCAAAGAAAACUGCUGGAACUAAAACAAUCAAAAAACUCAAACAAUAUUCUACCAAACACACUACCGAACAGUUUGCAGAAUCGAGCAAAUCAGAGAAGGAAGACGACUUGGAUGUCUGUGAUAUUGAGAAGAAUCUCAUUUUGGAAGAUGUGUUGUCUAAUUCGGAAAGUUCAGAGGAAGAAGACAAAGAAGAACCUUUGUUUAAGAAUACCAAGAUUUUUUUCUGUUCCAGAACACACUCACAGUUAACACAAUUUGUUCACGAAUUAAAGAGAUCUCCUUAUUCUCAAGAUAUUUCUGUGGUGCCACUUUCAUCAAGGCAAAAUUAUUGCAUCAACAAAAAUGUCAAGAAAUUGAGGCAUGUCAAUUUGAUUAAUGAAACUUGUCUUCAGCUUCAACGAAAAAAGACCACUGUUAAAAAGGAAAAGGAUAUAAAGAGGUCAAAAAUAGCAAGUAAUUGUCCUUUUGUGCCAGGUGAUCAGAAAAUGUUGAUGGCUGAAGUUUUGACAAAUAUUAAAGAUGUUGAAGAAAUUGUGCAGAAGGGUCAAGAAAGUAAUACUUGUCCUUAUUACGGAUCCAGAAAAUCUGUGCAAAACGGACAAUUGAUAUUGGUCCCAUAUAAUUCUAUCUUACAUAAAAACACCAGAACCAGUUUAGGAAUAGAUUUGAAGGGAAAUGUGUUAAUAAUAGACGAAGCUCAUAACUUGCUAGAUGCUAUUGAAGGAAUGCACAGUUCUAUAAUUAGCGGGAGAAAUUUGCUUCAUUGUCAUAAUCAGCUGUCACAAUAUCAGAAGAGAUUUGAAUCUUUAUUCUCAGCUAAAAGCGUAUUGUACUUAAGCCAAUUGAGUUUUUGCCUAAAGAAGCUUUUAACUCUGUUUGGAGCAACAACAAAGUCUCAUCCUAACGACGAGACAAGUAAGACAUUGGUGCCUAAAUUAUACAAGAUAGAAGAAUUUGAAGUGCUUACAGAGAUUGAUACAGUAAAUAUAUUCAAGUUGUUGGACUUUGUGAAAGUUUCAAAACUUGUUCACAAACUGCAAGGAUUUGUUGAGCAAUAUAGUAAUAGUGUAAAAGUCAAUAAACAAAAAGUAAAAAAGUCUGGUGUGACAGAAUUUUUAAACUCAAUUAAGAACAAAGAUAUAUCGGGCGAAGAAACUAUCGGUGUCACAGAUACACCAAAUGAAGAUCAAACGAGCAAUCCAUUGAUGGCAAUUCUGAGCUUCUUAGAAUGUUUAAAAAACAGCUGUGCAGAUGGCAGAAUAUGUGUUUUACCUGGCAUCACUAUUGGACAAGGGAUUAUAAAGUUUUUGUUGUUAAAUCCGGCAGCACAUUUCCAUGAUAUUGUCAAGGACGCAAGAUCAGUGGUUUUAGCUGGUGGCACAAUGGAACCAAUGUCUGAAUUUAUAGACCAACUGUUCCUAAUGGCGGGCGCUACUCCAGACAGAAUUAUGACUUUUUCAUGCGACCAUGUGAUUUCGAAAGAAAAUAUUAUAUCUAAUGUUGUGAUAUGUGGUCCAACCGGAGUUGAAUUUGAAUUCAAUUUCCACAAUCGGCAAGACACAAGACUGCUGGAUGAAUUAGGUAGAGCUCUCGUGAAUUUAUGCAACGUUGUGCCAGCUGGAAUUGUAGUUUUCUUUCCAUCUUAUAACUAUGAAGAUACAGUGUUUAAGCACUUAGAUAAAUCUGGCGUCAUAACAAAACUUUCUGCAAAAAAGCGUAUUUAUCGCGAACCUAAAUUAGCAUCUCAGGUCAGUGUGAUAUUAGAUCAAUACGCAAAUUCUAUAAAAAAUCCACAAUCACCAUGUAAUGGAUCAUUGUUGUUCAGUGUAGUUGGCGGCAAAUUAAGCGAAGGUUUAAAUUUUUCUGAUGAUUUGGGCCGAUGUGUUAUAGUGGUUGGCUUGCCAUAUCCUAACAUUAAGUCACCAGAAUUGCAAGAAAAAAUGAAGUAUUUAAACGAACAUGUCAAACCGGACGCUGGAAAUAGGUUCUAUGAAAAUUCUUGUAUGAAAGCAGUGAAUCAGUGCAUUGGUCGAUCCGUUCGUCACAUUAACGAUUAUUCGACAGUUGUGCUGUUAGACAAACGUUAUUGUCAUAAAAUCAAAGUACUACCCCAAUGGAUUCAACGUUCCGUAAAAGUCAACGAUACUUUUGGAUCUGUAAUUGGUAGUAUUGCAAAAUUCUUUGCAGAAAAAAGAACUAAGAAAGUUUAAUCUCUAUCAUGACAAUAAACUUGUCCGGGACGUAGAAUGGAAGAAGGAAAAUGUGGCUGAAAGAAAUUAAACUUAUAAAUCGAUG